GAAAUUUGCAUGCCGGACUCCGCCCCGGACAUCCGGGUAUAAAAGGGAGACGGCGUGCAUCAUUCAUUCACCUUUUGUUCUUCGGAGCCUUCGGUUAUGAAGAUCUUCUCUUGCUGCUUAGCAAAAGCUUCACAUUGCCGGUUCUACGACGUGGUGCAGCGGACUGUCCCUUCCUGCAGCGACUUCCCCUGGGCAUCUCGGCUGUUACAGAGGUGUUCGAGCCAUUCUAAAAGAGCUAAUUUCUCCAGCGUGGCAUGUCCCGCUGUUCUCUUGGGUGCGGUGUCCUCAUCGAGGAAGGGGACAAGCACGAUGUCUGUGUCAGGUGUUUGGGGGUCCAACACGCUGAGGCAGCCUUCGUGGACUCAUCUUGCCCGCAAUGCGGGCAGAUGGUCAUAGAGACGUUGCGGUCACGGGUGGCUGUCUUCCGAUCCCGACGACUCUUUGCAGCCCCCCCCCCCAAGGGGGGGCGAGCUCAGGAGGAGGCGGAUGUCAGCCAUGCUUUCCCGGGCCGCCGUGUGCAUUGUGCACUCCGGUGCCUCUCCGCCUGCGCUCACGGUUGGACACAUGGUUCUUGGGCUCUGAGCGCGACUCCAAGCCGCGCCCAACCCCGGUUCCGUUCUUCCCGGAAGUGCAUGAGGAACUGACAAAGACGUGGAAUGCCCCUUUCUCGGCACGUACACGUCAAACCGGUUCCGUCGCUCUCUCUUCCCGCGAUGGUGGGGCAGCUAAGGUUUACUUCGACGUGCCCCAGGUGGAACGUGCAGUCGCAGUGCACCUGUACCCGCAGGCGGCAUCCACCUGGAGAGGUCGAACGAAACUCCCGUCCAAGGCGUGUAGGACUUCGGCAUCGCUGGUAUCGAAGGCCUACGCUGCUGCGGGCCAAUCUGCCUCCUCUCUCUACGCCAUGGCCAUCCUGCAGGUCCACCAGGCCAAGGCGUUGAAAGAGAUCCACGAGGGUAAGACCUCAGGGAGAGGGGUGUGAGGGUACUCAACUAUCUCGACGACUGGCUUAUUUUGGCACACUCGCGAGAUCUGUUGUGUGCACACAGGGACCUGGUGCUCCGGCACCUAGAUCGAUUGGGACUACAGGUCAACCGAGAGAAGAGCAAGCUCUCCCCUGUGCAGUGCAUCCUCUAUCUUGGUAUGGAACUCAACUCUGUCACCAUGACAGCGCGACUGUCCACAGUACGCGCCCAGUCGGUGUUGAACUGCCUGGAUCAUUUCACGCAGUCAGCGGUUCCCCUGAAAUUAUUUCAGAGGCUCCUGGGACACAUGGCAUCCUCGGCAGCGGUGAUACCUCUCGGGUUGAUGCACAUGAGACCGCUCCAACACUGGCUCCAGAGUCGAGUUCCCUGGAGAGCGUGGCACACCGGCAGCAGGCGGAUGGUGAUUAUGCCUCGCUGCCGACGCACCCUAACCCCUUGGUCUUCUAUGACCUUCCUUCAGGCAGGGGUACCCCUAGGGCAGGUUACGAGGCAUGUCGUGGUGACAACAGACGCCUCCCUGCAGGGUUGGGGUGCAGUGUGCAACGGGCACGCAGUGUCGGGGCUUUGGACGGGCCCCCGCCUGCGCUGGCAUAUCAAUUGCCUAGAGUUGUGCUCAUUUGGGUGCAGUUCGGGCAGGCCCAGGUAGACCUGUUCGCCUCCCUCGAAACCACCCAUUGCCCGCUUUGGUACUCUCUGACCGAGGGACCCCUCGGCACGAAUGCCCUAGCGCAUAGCUGGCCGCGGGACAAGCGGAAGUACGCCUUCCCCCCAGUGAGCCUCAUUGCACAGACCCUGUGCAAGGUCAGGGAAGAGGAGCAGCAAGUGUUACU
Molecule: messenger RNA, 1816 nt
Organism: Triplophysa rosa
Lineage: Eukaryota; Metazoa; Chordata; Actinopteri; Cypriniformes; Nemacheilidae
Exons: 2
Coding region: 377-982 (201 amino acids)
Source: RefSeq, a predicted model, not a curated record